UCAGAGCCCACUGAACUCCACAUGCCCCUUUGCAAUCGAAACUGAACCGCGACUGUAGUCGCACCCAUACCUAUCGAGAGGACUGUCCAUGAGACGAACGAAAACGUAGAGCAUAGAGGUUGACAGCUAGAGGCGUGAUGAGGAGCGUCGAACAGUAGAUACCGAUAGCUCAUUAUUAUAGAGGACAUUGCCAAUUGUUAAUAGGAAAGCAGAUGAAUUCGUGAAAUAAUCCCUACAAUAUUUAUUUUGUAUUUACCAGUGCUAAGUAGAAGCUAGUCAGGUGAAAAUUGUGAAAUUUAUAUGCUAAGCUGUAUUAUGCUAACUAUUCCCAUAACCGUGAUUACAGAUAUUGCUGAUGAUUUCCCUCUAGCCCAAACUGAAUUAUAAACACUAUCUGGUUAUUUAUAAGUGUCUAGUUAAAGAAUUGAAUUUGAUUAAUCCCUAUCUCCACGAGCCGACGGGUUUUAUGUAUUUAAAUAUAGACGUCAGUUGAUCCAAAAAGAGUAUUCAAACAGAAAACCUAGUUGAGUGGUAGCGUACACUACAGAAUUUUGUAAUUCUACAAUAAAUUAACAAAAUCAUCCAAACCCUACCGCCCAACAUCUUACAAAAUUCUGUAAGAAGAAUCAGAAUGUCCAGGAAAUCGCCAUCAAUAUUGUCUGGAGCUGGCUCUGGCUUGAUAGCGGACAGUCAUCCGCCAGCAGUAGGCGCCAAUGGUAGCGCUCCUGAGGAUCAAGGAACUCCACAUCACAACAACGCUGUGGUCACCGAUUUAUCCAACCUGUCCAUCGUGAACAACGCGAAACGCGGAACGAAGAGUGCAGUAGAACCGGUGGCGUGUGCAAAGGGCAACGCAGCUGUGGUAACGGGAGUGCGUUCCCUCCCCCCUCAGGUAAAUGCUGACGUAGCCAAUGUUGGAAAUUCCCUAGCCAGGGGAACAAAGCCCAAGCUUAAAUCUGGUGCCGGAGCAAGUGUCACUGUCGCGAAGAAAUCCGUUCAGCCAUUAAAUACUGAUAAACAAACGGUUUUGAACGCGCGUGAAAACCUACCGAUCCGCGUACGGGUAACUCGGUUUAGUCACUGUGAAUUGUGUAACGAACGUGAUACCAGCAGAAUGGUGCAGUGCGAUGGUUGCGAUCUGUGGUAUCAUUUCUCGUGCGUAGAAGUGUCAAGUGGCAUAGCGAAUUGUAGUUGGAGUUGUCCAUCAUGCGGUCCAUGUAUCAUCCCAGAUGUCAUUGACGAGGAGCCACCAAACCCAACAGGAAAUUUUCCAGUAGAUCCACCCCCCCACCGUGCGAGCUCGCUGAAGUCGAUGGGAAAAGCAGAUAGUAAUCGCAGUAACCAACGAAAACUCUCGCGGCGGUUGCAAAUGUUGGAAGAACAAAAACGGCUGGAGCAGAAGUAUCUGGAAGAAAAGUAUAGAAUCUUGGACGAAGAGGACGGUGACGAAGAGACUAUAGAAGACGAACUAGGAUCUAUGGAGAUGUCCAAAGUAAGAGAGUGGCUGCAAAAUACCAACCAAUGCGGAGAUUAUGAUUCGGGACUUGUCGAAGAAGAAGGGAAUGAACCAGUUCAACCUAAGAAUUAUGAGGCCAUGUACAGUAGGCUUGCAGGAAGACGCUCUACGCUACAUGAUUUCAAUCCGCAUCAACGAUCAACGCCACGAGAAAGGUUUUCAGAGAUUAAUCAAGUGAGGACUUCCGGAUUGCAGAGAACUUCAAUGUCGGCCGCCGCUACUGGAAGUAUGCUCCACCGACCAUCUGUUGCGGAGAUCACAUUCGGUCGACCAGGUUUAAACACAGUUCCUGAGAGGCGACGCAUGACUGGUGCAGCAGUGCAGUUUCGUAACCCACUUGAUAAUUCUUCUUUUCAUCAAGCACUUCCUACCGCCGGAGUGCAAGUCCCGGAUGCGGGUGUUCGUCAGGCAGCGCCGAUUCCCGCGUGUCAGCAGAUGGAGUUGAACAGUUAUCAGCCUUGUCGAAGUUAUCAGCCCGCUGGGAAUCAAUUACGUUCUGAAGUGGAGCCCCGUUACAGUGAAGAGAAUGUGUGCAUUCUCAAUCGGAGUCAGUUGGCGGCAAGACAAGCUGUGUCCAAAGAACUGCCGGAUUUUUACGGAGAUCCCGAAGACUGGCCGUUGUUCAUUUCCAUGUAUAACUCAUCUACGCAGAUGUGUGGAUUUUCUCAUGAAGAGAACAUGCUGCGUUUACGAAAAUGUCUUAGAGGAAAGGCCCUGGAGGCCGUACGGUGCAGACUACUCCACCCAUCGAACGUGGCUAGUGUGAUUUCUACUCUUAGAAUGUUAUACGGCAGGCCAGAAGCAAUAGUGCAGGCGUCCAUCAGGAAGAUACGAUCGCUGCCAUUGCCACAGGUGGAGAAAUUGGAAACAGUGGUUAAUUUUGCACUGACGGUUGAGAAUUUGGUAGCAACGGUUGAAGCAUGCGGAGUUGAAGAUUUUGUGUACAACGCGUCAAUUAUAAUUGAAUUGGUAGACCGUCUACAUCCUGGAUUAGAGCUGGAUUAG
Molecule: messenger RNA, 2521 nt
Organism: Armigeres subalbatus
Lineage: Eukaryota; Metazoa; Arthropoda; Insecta; Diptera; Culicidae
Exons: 4
Coding region: 632-2521 (629 amino acids)
Source: RefSeq, a predicted model, not a curated record